GCUAGCCGCUUUAAUGCAGCCGGGCUACCCAGCUACACACCUACGGAGUUUUUAAGAAAAUGGUUUAUCUUUUAACCUUUUAACUACCGGUCUUUUCACACAGAGCUUUAAAGCCUGAGGAUACUGUAAUGGUUUCGGAGAAUGGAAACGGACGACGUGUCGGUUAGGGAGCAACUUUUCCACAACCGUGUCCGGGAGACUAUUAUCUGUGUGCUCCUGUUUACAUGCCUCUACAUAGUUUCCUACCUCAUACUAACUCACUUCAAAAAGACUGCUGAGUUCAUCACAGAUGAUGUUGAGGAUGCCACCGUCAACAAAAUUGCGCUGUGGUUGUGUACGUUCACCCUGUCUGUUGCAGUGUGUGCUGUGUUGCUCCUGCCAAUAUCUAUUCUGUCCAAUGAAGUGCUGCUUGCCUUUCCACACAGCUACUACAUGCAGUGGCUCAACGGAUCUCUUAUCCACGGUCUGUGGAACUUAGUUUUUCUUUUCUCUAAUUUGUCCCUGGUCUUCCUCAUGCCCUUUGCCUACUUCUUUACUGAGUCUGAGGGAUUUGCAGGAUCCAAAAAGGGGGUAAUGGCACGAGUGUAUGAGGCAGUUGUGCUGCUGCUGCUGCUAGCUCUGCUUGUGCUGGGCAUUGUGUGGGUGGCAUCAGCCCUUCUCCAUGACAAUGUAGCCAGGAAAAGCCUUUACGACUUGUGGGAAUAUUACCUUCCAUAUGUGUAUUCAGGCAUCUCUUUGUUUGGAGUAUUACUUCUUCUGUUGUGUACUCCCUUUGGACUGUCUCGAAUGUUUAGUGUAACGGGUAGUCUGCUGGUCAAACCACGGCUAUUGGAAGAUGUCGAAGACACUUUGAGUUGUACUACAUUUGAGGAAGACACACUAUCUAGGAAACUGAACAAUUGCAGUACAUCAUGCUGGGUGAAGCUCAACACAGAGGCAAUGAAGAAAGAAUAUCAAACAGUUCGAAACAAGCGCAUCGCCCUCGAAAUGCGAAGGAAAGCAUCCCCAUGGCAGCGAAACUUAGGCUAUCCACUUGCCAUGCUUGCACUCCUUGCACUGACGGUCAUGUGCGUACUAAUGGUAUGUUUCAAUGUGUUGGAGUUGCUCCUGGAUGAGACAGCUAUGCCCAGAGGAAUGGAGGACCCUCACCUGGGCAUGGUCUCCUUCUCCAUGUUCGGCUCACUGGGUGCUGCAGUUCAAGUGGUCCUUAUCCUUUAUCUGAUGGUGUCGUCAGUGGUUGGCUUCUACAGCUCUCCUCUCUUCACUGGACUGCUGCCUCGGGCACAGGACACUAACCUCACACAGAUAAUCGCAAACUGUGUUUCACUGCUUAUCCUGAGCUCAGCAUUGCCUGUCUUCUCACGCACACUUGGGAUCACCCGCUUUGAUCUACUGGGAGACUUUGGUCGCUAUAACUGGCUGGGGAACUUCUACAUUGUCUUCUUGUACAACAUGUUGUUUGCUGGACUCACAUCUGCCUCCCUGAUCAAAACUGUCACAUGGGCAGUGCAGAGAGAGCUUAUACGUGCCUUUGGUCUCCACAGACUUCCCUUGACUGUGUCCCGCUCAACCGUCCCCUUUAGACUCCUCCUAGCCAGUGGAUUGUCUAAAAUCCAGUGAUGAUUUUGUCCUCACCACUGCCAUUCCUUAACUUAAGAAACUGAGCCACCUUAAAUGUGUGUCCAAUGGAUUAGAGGUAUUUGCAGUUCAUUCCCUUUGGAACAUGGACAGUGUGUUGUGAAAUGAGUGCUCUGCUGGAAGCUUGGUUUUUAUGACCAAUUUAGGGUCCAAAUGUUUUGCAGUUAUUGACUGCAAAGACAAACUGGUACUGUCGGGUACCUGAGUCAUGGUUAUGACUGGAACAAAGUACAGGAUGGAAGCCAUGAUGCCAGUUCUGCAGUGAUGGACAGAACAAGCCCCUGACCAAACCUGAUGCCUUACACUAAGUGGAUCCACUGAAUAGCUGCUGUUCUGACACAUGUGAAAGUCAGCAGAGUUAUUUUCAAAUAUUACAUUGUAACUGUGACAUAAUUUCCUCUUCCUGCUCCAGGUCGGUGGAGUGCUCUCUUUUUCUGUGUGGCUUCCCCACGCUUUCCUCUCUUAGGUGGUACCACUAUUUUAAGAUUGGGAAUCCAUGUGUUCGGUCCAGUCUGCACCAGUGUUAUGUUAGUUAAUGAAAGGAAGUUGUUAUUUGGUGCAGAUGUGACAUCAAGUACCUUGUCUAUCUAUGGAUCUACAGGUUACACAGGGAAUAUGGGAGUUGGCUGAUCGUCUGUGGUGGAUCUCCUUUUAAAAAAAAAA
Sphaeramia orbicularis (orbiculate cardinalfish) is the source of this 2301-nucleotide messenger RNA. RefSeq names its product limb development membrane protein 1-like (gene lmbr1l). Gene Ontology annotation, molecular function: transmembrane signaling receptor activity. The record is from RefSeq and is a predicted model, not a curated record. The transcript is spliced from 17 exons. Gene Ontology annotation, cellular component: plasma membrane. Lineage: Eukaryota; Metazoa; Chordata; Actinopteri; Kurtiformes; Apogonidae. Gene Ontology annotation, biological process: signal transduction; receptor-mediated endocytosis. Bases 142 to 1620 code for a protein of 492 amino acids.